Molecule: messenger RNA, 4454 nt
Organism: Crotalus tigris (Tiger rattlesnake)
Lineage: Eukaryota; Metazoa; Chordata; Lepidosauria; Squamata; Viperidae
Gene: BLM
Product: BLM RecQ like helicase
Exons: 21
Coding region: 146-4381 (1411 amino acids)
Biological process (GO): DNA replication; double-strand break repair via homologous recombination; telomere maintenance
Cellular component (GO): nucleus; cytoplasm; chromosome
Molecular function (GO): hydrolase activity, acting on acid anhydrides, in phosphorus-containing anhydrides; DNA binding; 3'-5' DNA helicase activity
Source: RefSeq, a predicted model, not a curated record
GGGGCGGUAGGCGUGAUCUCCCGGCACCGCCCCCGGCUCGCCGGAAGGCGCGCGACGACACUUCCGUGCGCCGGGGCGGGGUCUGCGCGGUCCAAUCGGGCGCCUCCGGGCCGGGGAAGGCGCGUCGUCCGAAGCCUCCGCCGGGAUGGCGGCCCUUCCGCGCAACAACCUGCGCGAGCAGCUGCAGCGUCACUCGGCCAGGGGCGCCCUCGGCUCGCGCGCCGAGCCCAGGCCGAGGCCCGCGGGAUUUGUAUUCAGAAAGAUGAAUUGCCUUGAUGUCUGCGCAUCAGGAUAUAUGGGUGGAACAAAACUUACGGCCUUAAAGGACAAAAAUACCAAUUCUUCUUUGGAAAAACAAAAUGGUAUUAAAAAUAAGCAAACCAAAAUUAAUGAGCUGUUUGAAACAACACUGAAAGUUGAAGAAGGAAAAAAAGAGGAUUCAAAUGAUCAACAUGUCAAAAAUUUCGAUUGUUUUAUCUCUUCUGUGAAAGAAAGUGAUGUGGGCUGUAAAGUAGGGGGAUCCGAGAUCCCUACUCCAGAACAUAAUUGUUCAAACAACUCAUUUAUUGACCUUACUGAUAGUUGGGAAGACAUGGAGGACUUUGAAACACCUGGACCACAAAAAAGAUGUCCACAACAGUCUGUAUCGUUUCAAGAUAAGUGGUCUGUAAAAAAUAGAAAGACUGCAAAAAGCCUGAAUCCCUCUACUGGAAAAUCAAAGAUAUCUAGCACAGAAAGAGAUAAUGAAGAAUGUAACGAUGUGUAUAUUUGUACAAAUAGGAAAACACAAAUGCUUCAUAAGGAACAAGAGGGAGGCAGCCUGCCUGUUCCUUGUCUUGUCCCUUCAAAUUCCAGUCAAAGAGAUUUUUCAAAUGGAGAACGUGAAGAGGAGAAGUCUUUGAAAAGUCUCCCGACAGGAAAAAAAGAAAAAUCUUGGAUUGAGCAAAAUGAUUCUGGCCUCCCUUUAAGUGGGAAUGAAGAGUCUGAGGAUGGAAGGGAUGACCCUCAAGUAUUCAGUGAGUCUGAAGACUACGUGGACUUCGUUCCUCCAUCCCCAGAGGAGGAGGUGCUGCCUGCUUCGUUCGUGCUGAAGAGCACUAGGCAUUUUCCCCAAAGGACAGCUGAUGAGGCAACACUGAGUCCUGAACUCUCGAUGAAUCAACUUCCAGAGUUUGGAGAAACCAGCAAAAGGAGCGAAGGAAGGAAAGAAGGCCAGUCCCUCGUAUGUGUAAUGGAAGAUAUCUGUCGACUGGUGGAUUCCAUUCCAGAAAAAGAGUUGAAGUCUCUGCUAGGCGGUCAAGAGCUGCUUCGGCUUAGAGAUUGCAGAAGAAAACUGUUGAGCAACCCCAGAAAUGGAAACAGAAUCGGUGCUGAUACACCUCUAGAUAUCAACCGCAAAUGUAAUUUCGACCAUGGUGGGUCCCGAGAUGGAACUUGCUCUUCUCAGCUGGGAAAAACGUGUCCCGCUCUUCCUCAGUGGGGUGCUUGUACUCCUGGGCCAUUUUCCGGCAAGCUGCCUGGUGAUGUCCCCCCCCUGCCUGGCUUUCAUCUGCCACCCUCUCAAGGAUCAGCCAGCGCCGAUCCCUCUGUUUCCGUGAAAGAUCCUACCUUGGAUGCUUCCUCUUCGGCCAUGGAAAGUUCAGGCAUAUCUUGUCCCAAGAGGGAAGCCGGUGGAAUUUGGGGGAAUCCAGACUUAGAAGCAAAGACAUGCUGGUGGCCUUCAACGCUGAGUGGAGCAAAACCAGAGAGCCAAGGGAAGCGCACUCCGUUUAUGAGCAGUGUUGAAAGGGGGAGUUCUUUGGCAACUGGAGGGCAGACGCUUAGCCUUGAUGAUGAUUUUGAUUUUGAUGACUUGGACGAGGCAAUGAGUGCUUCAACAACCAGACACGCUUAUGAGGGGCCAGCCCAGCUUGCUGCAGAUGCUUCCCCUGCACAAUUAUUUUUGAAAGGAAACCGUGUAGUCUCCAAGGCAAAUACCGAUCUUUUGCGUAGCAAUGUUUCUUACACGGACCGUUCUGUGAGUGGCGAGAGUUGUCCUGUUCUUCCACUAAUUAAGAACACACCUUCCAGAAAUGCCACCCUGGAACCAUUCAGAGGUUUAGCAUUUCCACAUUCUAAUGAGAUGCUGAAGAUAUUUCAUAAAAAGUUUGGUCUCCAUCAUUUUCGGACCAAUCAGCUUGAAGCCAUUAAUGCUGCUUUGCUGGGUCAAGACUGCUUCAUCCUGAUGCCCACAGGAGGUGGCAAGAGUCUGUGCUAUCAGCUACCAGCCUGUGUUUCAGUGGGAGUCACCAUCGUCAUCUCUCCCUUGAGGUCCCUGAUAGUGGAUCAAGUUCAGAAGUUGACCUCCAUGGAUAUCUCAGCCACGUACCUCACAGGUGACAAGACUGGUGCUGAAGCAUCCCAAAUUUACAUGCAGCUCUCCAAGAAGGACCCCAUUAUAAAACUCCUCUACGUUACUCCAGAGAAGGUUUGCUCCAGUGGUCAGCUGAUGUCAGCGCUGGAGAAUCUGUACCAGCGACAGCUCUUGGCUCGCUUUGUGAUUGACGAGGCCCACUGCGUCAGUCAGUGGGGUCAUGAUUUUCGUCAAGACUACAAGCGGCUGAACAUGCUCCGAAAGAAGUUCUCCUUGGUUCCCAUGAUGGCCCUUACUGCCACCGCCAACCCCAGAGUGCAGAAGGACAUCCUGAACCAGCUGGAGAUGCACCAGCCCCAGGUGUUUACUAUGAGCUUUAACAGGCACAACUUGAAAUACGACGUACUACCCAAGAAACCCAAAACCGUUGCUCUAGAUUGCUUACAGUGGAUCAGGAAAUACCACCCUGGUGAUUCAGGAAUCAUUUAUUGUCUCUCGCGGUAUGAAUGUGACUCCGUGGCCAACGCUCUGCAAGGGGGCGGCCUCUCUGCCCUGGCCUACCACGCUGGUCUCCCUGACGGCACCAGAGAUCUCGUGCAGCAGAAAUGGAUUAACCAGGAUGGAUGCCAGGUUAUCUGUGCCACCAUUGCAUUUGGAAUGGGGAUUGACAAGCCCGAUGUGCGCUUUGUGAUCCACGCCUCCCUCCCUAAAUCUAUUGAAGGCUAUUAUCAGGAAUCUGGCAGAAGCGGGCGGGAUGGCGAAGUCUCCCACUGCCUGCUUUUCUACAGCUAUAGCGACGUGACCAGGCUGAGACGGCUCAUCCUGAUGGAAAGGGAAGGUAACAGCCACACCCGGCAGACGCACUUCAACAACCUCUACAGCAUGGUCCAUUACUGCGAGAACAUCAUGGAAUGCCGGAGGAUACAGUUGCUGGCCUACUUUGGAGAAACAGGGUUUAAUCCUAGAUUUUGUAAGGAGCACCCUGAUGUAAGCUGCGACAACUGCUGCAAGCAACAGGUGUACAAGUUGAAGAAUGUGACUGAAGAAGUAAAAAACAUUGUGAUGUUUGUUAAGGAACAUUGUGGUGAAAAAGGAACUAGAAAUAUCAAGAGAACUGCAGGAAGAUAUACCCUCAAUAUGAUGAUUGACAUUUUCUUGGGUUCAAGAAGUGCAAAGAUUCAGUGUGGCCUCUUUGGCAAGGGAGCAGCCUACUCACGGCAUAAUGCCGAGCGACUUUUUAGGAAGCUGGUGCUGGACAGGAUUCUGGAUGAAGACUUGUACAUUAGUGCUAACGAUCAAGCGAUAGCGUACAUCCAGUUGGGGGAAAAAGCUGGUGCUCUGCUGAAUGGCUUCUUGCAGGUGGAAUUCUGUGAAACAGAAAGUGCCAGCAAUAUUCGGAAGCAGAGGGCUUUGGAGACCAAGAUGUCCCUACAGGAAGAGAUGAUUAAGAAAUGUCUCUCUGAACUCACAGAUGUCUGUAAAAACCUUGGGAAAGUGUUUAAUAUCCACUAUUUUAAUAUUUUUAACACUGCCACAUUAAAAAGAAUAGCAGAGACUUUGUCUUCAGAUCCAGCAGUUUUGCUUCGGAUUGAUGGUGUGACAGAGGACAAAUUAGAGAAAUAUGGAGCAGAAAUAAUAGAAGUGAUGCAGAAGUAUUGUUCAAAGAUACUACCAGCAGAAAAGAAGCCUCUCACAGCCACAGAGACUGACUUUAGCAGAUGUGAUAGUGAAGGUGAGGAAGAAGCAACGAAUACAACGUCCAUAUAUUUCCAAACCAAAAAUGGCAAGGGAAGGAAGAGGAAGAAGUCUCAUUUUUUUAAGGAAUCGAAGAAAAAAAAAGGAUCUGGGGGACAGCAGGCUUAUUGUAAGAGGAGUUACAAAGCCUGCAAAAGCACUUUGGCUGGUUCUAAAAAUUCUACUUCCUGUAUUAUUCCUGGCCAGCCAGGAGCUGGCAAGAGGCCUGGAAUGAUGACAGUGCCAAAGCCCCAAAGCAGACAAUACCUUAAACCUUCUUACAUACUUUUGUGAUGCCCUUAAAAGUUAUUUUCAUUUUUGUAAAUGCUAUUCAGCAUAAAAGUAUUAAAGUUUUCAUUGACUUUUA